AUGUCCACUUCCCAGUCACAUCCUUCCCCUGCCACCCAGCAAUCGCCUCACCCUCAACAACAGGGCAUCUACCAAUAUGGCAACCCGAUGCUCUACCCCACCCAGCAGGGGCAGCAGUAUAACCAAGGCGGACCCGGCCCGAGCACGAUGCAGCAAAUGCAGCAGCAGAUGAUGCAGGCCAACCCUGCUUUCCAGCAGCAGGGUUUGGGACCUCAUCAGAUGGCGGCUUUGCAGAGCAUCCAAAGGGGACCGUCGCAGCAGCAGCAGCUCCAGAUGUUGCAGCAGGCGGCUAGCGGACCACAGGGAGCGCAAGCACAGGCCUUUCUCAACGCCAUGCGGAACCAGCACUUUCAAGUACGACCAGGACCGCCACCUCAAUCGAAUGGACCUCUGCAGCCGACGAGGAUGCAGCAAUUCCAGCAACAGCCGGACGUCGCAAGGGUGCAGAUGCAGCAGGCGAUACCCAGGCAAGGAUCGCCAGUCAACCCUCCGUCGGCCUCCCCAAGACAACCCUCAUACGGCAGUCAAAACAACAUGCCCCCUCCUCCCCUUCCCACCACGACGCCUACCCAGCCAGGACACGCUCGGUUCACCCCCUCCCCCACCCAGCUCCAGCAUAUCGCUUUGGCUCAGCAAAAGAUCAUCGCCGACCCAGGGUUCCAGAGCAUGCCCUCGGCGCAGCAGCAGAUCCAGCUCAACAUGGUCAAUCAUCGCAUGAUGUCCAUGUUUGCUCAGCAGACUGCCGCGCCGAGUCCGAGCCACCUUCAGCAAUCCCUACCUAAUGGUCAGCCUCCUUUCUCGUCUCUGCCAUCGCAUAUGGCUCCGCGUCCAACCUCGGCGGCAAGUCAGCGGGCUCCAUCGCCCAGGCAAAGCACUCCGGGUCCGGCUCGGCCGCAAUCGCCAGCGGUCCAUACCUCCACUCCGCCGCCAAAUCAGCAGUACCCCAUCACUGCUAGUCCAGCGGGAUCGCAUCAGUCGAUCCAUCAUACCCCUAAUCACCAGCCCGCGGCGUCCCCUCAGCAACCUCCCCCUUCAUCCCAAUCUGGCAAUCAGGCUGGCCAAAACCAUAAUCCGGCACCGCCUGGGUCGGUCCCUCCCCCCUUCGACAUGUCCGGCUUUCCGUUCGACCCUCGUAUUCUCGGCCAGAUCGGCAAUCUGCAAGAUCCCGCUUGGCGACAAGGCAUGCAGCUGAGGAAUCCGGCCGCGCUGCAGACCGUCAUGAACGCGAGUAUGAUGAUACAGCAGGGAAAGAUAGCGCCGGAAACGCUGUCUAGAAUGCACAAAGUGCUUGCUUGGAUGAAGGCGGAGGCUGAGAGGGUGCGAAUGGCGGCGCAGGGUCCGGGGACGAGCGGGGCGGCAUCCCAAGCGCCCGCCCCGAGCGGUCCUCGGUCGUCUAUGGAUGGCAACGCACCACCUUCCGCCGGGCCUAUGCCGCCUCCAGCCUGGAUCCCAGGCUCGGCCGCCACGGCCACCACUGCUCUUCCCGUCCAAGCGCCGCCGGCCGCUCAACCUACCGCUCGCAAAGUCUCGGUACCGCUCAGUAUCCCGGUCAAGAGCUGGGAAGCUGCUCUCCGACCCUCACUCCCCUUCACGCAAAUCACCCCUCUCCCAUCCGACCCCGUCGCUCCCCUCGCGCCCGCCCCUCCCUCCUUCGACCCUACCUUCUCUGGCGCCCUCCCAACCCUCACGCCCACCGAAGUCACCGACGUCCGCCGGUGGAUCGAUACCGACCUUGCCUAUCUCGGCAACUUUGAAGCGCGAAAGAAGCAGGUUCAGGGCAAGAUGAUGAAUUGGGCCAAGGAGAGCGAUAUGGGGACGCCAUGGUGGAUGGUCCGCAAGGGCGAGAGCCAGAGUACCACUGGACCCGGGAUCAAGGUGAUCUGGCCGGAUGAAAAGGCUCGUGAGCGAUCCAGGGGGAUGGCGCGGGCGUCGGGCAGAAGUAGGCGGGAAAUCAGAUUUACCCCGAAACAGCUCAAGGCAAUGGCGAAUGUCGAAGAUCAUGUUAUUCCCAUCCGCCUUGAUAUGGAGGAGGGGCAGUACAAGCUCAAGGAUACAUUCAUGUGGAAUUGUUCAGAUACUGUUGUUCUGCCAGACCUAUUCGCCCAGUCCCUUUGCGACGACUUCAACCUUCCUCCGGCAGUCUUUAUCCCCAAAAUUGUCGCGACCAUCAACGAAAAGAUCCGCGAGUACAAGGAUCAGGUUAUGCCGCUGGAACCGCGCCUGCCAUCGUCGCCUAUCGGUGGCAAGUUGGAAGAAUCGGGAGAAGAGUGGGAUGCCUGGCGGAGGUUACGGGAAGAUGCGAUGCGGGAUGAUGACGAUAGCGGGGAAGAAGAAGAGGUGCGGACGGACGAGGGAGGAAAGGUCGAUCAUGGCGUCAUCAUUGUGAAUGGAGACGAGGAUGAGGAUAUCAAGCCAGAGAUGGAGGAUGGGAAGAUGGAGCAGAGGGUGGAUCUGCCAGUGACGGUGGAUGAGGCGAUGCAAAAGUGGGCGAUUAGGGACGAGGCGAUGGGAGAGGAUAUGCGGAUCUUGAUCAAGGUCGACAUUAUUAUUGGAACGCAAAAUCUUUCGGAUACGUUCGAGUGGGAUCUAUGCUCGCCUGUAACACCGGAAGACUUUGCCAUUAUGUAUACGCAGGAGCUCGGUCUGAACGGGGAAUUCGCAACCGCACUUGCACACGACAUCCACGAGCAGAUCCUCGUACACAAGCGCUGUCUCUUCCUCGUCGGCCACACGAUCGGUUCGGGCCACGUGCAAGAUGACGAAGUCCGCUCGUCCUUCCUCCCUGCCCUAUCCAACGUGCUUCGCAGGGAAGAUAUCGCCAUGUCGACCUAUACCCCCAUCUUUACCACCCAUACCGAAGAGGACGUUGCCAUGAUCGAGCGGGAACGCGAAAAGGAUUCCAAGCGCAAGAAGCGAGCCACGCGGGCUCGGCGCGGGAUCAUUCUUCCGGAUCGGGAACCGGUCAAGACGCAUCGGACACUGCUCAACCCGCUCGCGGCGAACGGACUCGCAGCGCCCAAGUUUGAGGACAUGACGCCGACUCUUCAGCCGGCACAUACGUCCCGCCGAGCUGCGGCUAUUGCUGCGCAGGCGAAUAUCAACCUCCUCGCGCAGGACUUGCCUAUCCCCGACAAGCCACCACAGUCGCCCUUGCCCCCUUUCGCUAGCAAGCGAGGCGGGAAGGGCUGGAAGAUCGGUCGAGGUCUCUCCCGCGCGAGUCCAGCGGGAGGGAGGGAGGGAUCGCUUCUUCCUGGUCCGGAGAGCCAUGCGGGUACGCCUACAGCCGCGUCGGCGGCGGCACUCCCUCCGCACCACCCGUUGUCCGGCCUCAAGCGGGCGUAUCGGGAUGAGGAGGAGGAGUCGCCCGGUGCACGCAAGCGUACCCAAGCUCGAUCUCCCGAGGGCGCGGAGGACGUCAAGCCAGUACUCGCCCCCGUGGCUAUCCCUUCCAGGCUCAACGGCAGCCGGAGUCGGAGCACUACGAGCCGGAGUCGGACCCCCGAAAAGCCGCGGGAACCCACGCCCAAAGUCCUCCUCCAGCGUAAACGCGUGCUGGAUGAUGACGACUCGGACUCGGACUCGUCCGACUCGUCCGACGACUUUGACGAGCGUGGGCGGAGUAAGAGCAAGGCGUCCAAGAAGGGUCGGACGUCCUCGGUGCAUACCGCUCGACGACCCUCUGCCGCCUCGUCCAAAUCCCCGACCAAGGCGCCUACCCCCGCGCCUGUAGCAGCUGCGGGCCCACCCGCGCCUACCCCGCCAGAAUGGUGCGAGGCCGCAGAGGCCGACACGAAGAGCCGGUACCCCCGAGACCACUUUUUCGUUGUUCCCAAGGGCAAGACGGAGCCUGGUCAGCCGGUCGAGUGGAGGUUGAGGUGUCUGGAUUGUCCUGGGAAGAUAUAUAACAUGGGACCAGGCGAAUCCUUCACUGGCUACGAGGUGCAUCUGCGUAAUCGGGUCCAUAUAGCGAACAGGGAGAAGAGGGAGGCGGGCGAGUAG
This is a messenger RNA of Dioszegia hungarica, 3999 nucleotides long. RefSeq lists its product as uncharacterized. Lineage: Eukaryota; Fungi; Basidiomycota; Tremellomycetes; Tremellales; Bulleribasidiaceae. The coding region runs from base 1 to 3999 and encodes 1332 amino acids. The record is from RefSeq and is a predicted model, not a curated record. Gene Ontology annotation, molecular function: transcription coregulator activity. Gene Ontology annotation, biological process: regulation of transcription by RNA polymerase II; chromatin remodeling. The transcript has 6 exons. Gene Ontology annotation, cellular component: nuclear chromosome; SWI/SNF complex; nucleus.